This is a messenger RNA of Lindgomyces ingoldianus, 1514 nucleotides long. RefSeq lists its product as uncharacterized. The coding region runs from base 444 to 1514 and encodes 356 amino acids. The transcript is spliced from 4 exons. NCBI's taxonomy places the organism in Eukaryota, Fungi, Ascomycota, Dothideomycetes, Pleosporales, Lindgomycetaceae. The record is from RefSeq and is a predicted model, not a curated record.
CCAGCCGUGGGCUUCUGCGCCAGGGUCCACUCAUCUCGUUUGCUUUGCAAUUGCAUUUACACCCCAACAUGUGUAUGGCUUUCUGCCAGCCGAGUCAAUGGAACCUUUUCUUGUGCAACGGCAGAUGUCAGCCUCCGUGAAAGGCCGCCCUGUACCCCAUGUUCCCAACGGAAGCAAACGGGGGCUUCAGGAGGAAGGAGUUCUUUUGCCGUAAAAGUGGACUGCCUUGAUUCCGAACAGGGGAACCGUGUCUUAUUGUCAGGUACAGUGACAGACGUGGGCCUUGAUAUCUGCGUGAUACCGGCACAACGGUAGCCUGUCGAGUCUCUGACAUGCUCCCUUCGCUCUUGGAAUAUUUGUGAGAUAUAUCCCGUCCAACUAUCGCGCGAGAGGUAUAUCCAGUGGUGAUCCCGUCCUUCAUUCUCCACACUGCGACUUUCUCAAUGGCGGACGCACCCCCUCCUGGCUAUCGAUUCUCCACUGUCACCCCAGAUGACCAUGGUGGUUUGAUUUACAUUGCUGCUUUUCUAUCUUUCAUUUACUCUUCUAUCACCUUCAUUGCGAGAUGCUUCAUCAAGUGGCGAGUGUUUGGCUUCGAUGAUUGGGCAAUGAUGGUGGCGCAGAUAAUCACAGUAGUCCAAUUUGUUGUGCUCCUUGUAGCGUUGAACGCAGGUUUGGGCAAGAGCUUCGAUCUUCUCACUGAGGACCAAUACUCGCGAACCGCAACCUCGCAGUAUGCCAACCAAGUCGUUUUUUACCUAUCCAUUGGUCUCUCCAAAUGCGCCGCAGUAUUGCUCAUCCAACGGCUCUUCACCAGAGAUGCAAAGAAGUUCUGGAUGAUAUGCAAUGUUGUCACUGGUCUCAUGGCCGUGUGGACAAUCGUCGCGACGCUCGCGGUGUCGGUGGGGUGCAACCCUAAGAGCACCCUACCCGCUUUGGAGGAACAAACCUGCCCCAGCCUACUUCCUCGCUACCAAGUUAUCAUCAUCACCGAUACCGUUACGGACGUCCUGCUGGUCCUUGUUCCGGCCUACCUCGUCUGGCAACUUCAGAUGUCCAAGGCUCUCAAGCUACAAGUCAUAUCUGCCUUUGCUGUCCGACUACCUCUACUUCCGCUCUCGAUCCUCGUUCUCAUUACCUACAAGAAUUCACUACAUAGCUCAAAUCCUGGCGUUGACCGAACCACUGCGAUUAUCUUCCAACAAAGCCAGCUUUGCUUUUCUCUUAUGGCCGGGACUAUACCAUGCUUGAAGUCCUUCAUCCGCAGUUUCGACACUGGCAGUGGCGCCAAAGUGGGCUAUACAACACACGCCUAUGGCUCCAAUGGAUAUGCUGGAGGAGGAAGCUACAAAAUGCAGUCCCUAAGUGGUAGUGGCAGCGCCAUGCGAAGCCAUAAAGGCGACGACGGCGACGUCAAAGUUAGCAAGCCACAGUCCGGAAGACGCAAGCAUAACAAGUCAUGGCAGCCAGGAGAUGAUUAUCCGGCGAGACGUUCAAUGGGAAGUGCGCAGUGA